This is a messenger RNA of Cladocopium goreaui, 2050 nucleotides long. Lineage: Eukaryota; Dinophyceae; Suessiales; Symbiodiniaceae. The record is from the annotation of a GenBank genome assembly.
CAUCACUAUGCCGAGCCAUGCCGGUGAGUGACCCAGCUGGGGCGGACAGAGAGGUCAUGGACGUGCUGACAAUGUCGAGGCAAUGUCCGCAGAAACUCUUCGAUCUCUGUGUGGAGGAGAAUCAGUUCUACAGUCUUUGUGCCCACGUCGGUGAGCCAGACCGGAAGAAUGGCGACCAUAACGCGUGCUCAUGGCUGUCCAAGAAGGCUUGGAAGGAGGCCAUCAAAGACUCAGCUGAGAUCGUGGAGAAUCUUCUCAACCAUUAUGGGGAAUGGCCGCAGUGCAAGCUCUGUCCCCAGGGCCAGGGUUUUGCCCAGCACCUUCCGGCCGAAAAACAUUGGAAGAGACUCUGGGACUUUCUCCCUACCGGCAAACCCAUUGUACACUGUGCGAAUGAAUUGUGGCAGGAGUGGAUGGUGGGUCCUGGCAAAAUCAAGAUCAAUCACGUCCACGGCCAAGUGUUUAUUUGCCGGGGGAGGACUCCGAAAAGCGCCAGGGGCCCACCCCUUCCGAAGGUGAGUGCUUCAUUUCCUGUGCAAUCACCUGCGCCGGUCCAAAUGCCGCCGGCGACUGCUGCGCCAGCACCCCGGAGCCAGGGAUUCCCUGGUGCCUGUGGCUUUCCGGCCAACUCCUCCGCACCUGCUGCGCCUGCUGCGGCGUCCCAAAGCCACGGAUUUCCCAGUGCGAGCUAUGGCUUUCCAGGAUCUGGGCCUUCAGAGGUCUCUUUUGCUCCUGACCGGAACUUUGGAUCUGGGCCUUCAGAGGUCUCUUUUGCUCCUGACCGGAACUUUGGAUCUGGGCCUUCAGAGGUCUCUUUUGCUCCUGACCGGAACUUUGCUGCGCAGCCGGCCACGCAGCCGGCCACGCAGCCACCACCAGCGAUGCCGGCGCCGGCGCCAGCGAUGCCGGCGCCGCUGCCGGCCAUCGGGGUGGAGUCGCCCGAGCAGUUGACGCAGACAGGUGUUUGGUUCAUGGUUCAACCUCCAUGCAGCGAAGCUACUCAAACCCGAGGUGAUUUCUGGGCGUAUGCCCACCUCAACAGCAAACAAAACUUCAAGCAGAGAAUGACGGACCGAGCGGUCACCUUGAUUCGAAUCCUCGCGCCGCACGGGGGGUAUCCGCAGUGCACCCUGUGUGACCGGCAUCGGGGCUACGAUGAGCAUUUGGGGGCUCAGAAGCACUGGAAAGCCUUGCACCCCGCACACAUCCGCGAGGGCGUGUGCGUUGAAGACGUGAAAGAUCGCCUUUGGAACGUGAACAUGAUCCGUGGAGGAUAUGUGCGGCUGAAUGAGCUAACGGGAGAGAUCCAGAUGUCCAAGGGCGAGCCUGGUGCAUUUGGUGCCCAAAUGGGACAACCUGAUGGUCGUGGCCCCAGUGCACCUCCCACAACGGUGCCCCCGCCCGUGAAUUCUGCGGCGAACCUCUGGAGUAGCUACAGACCCACCUCGUCCCCGGCACCUGCAGCGCCUGCAGCACCUGCAGCACCUGCAGCACCUGCAGCGCCUGCAGCACCUGCAGCGCCUGCAGCACCUGCAGCACCUGCAGCACCUGCAGCACCUGCAGCACCCGCAGCACCUGCAGCACCUGCAGCGGCAGCUGCAUCCUCUUCCGUGGAUGGGAACAACAUGAAGUAUAUCGCUCAUCGACUCUUGCAAUCCAAGUCACAGGCGCUGCAGGACAUGCUGAUAGAGCACCGAGUCAAGGGUGAAGAGUACAGGUGCUGUGUAUGCCAUGUCGCCGUGCGGGUCAGCGAGACCGCGGCACACUUUGCCGGCGAAGCGCAUCUGAUGGCGCUGGAGAGGUUUCCGUGGGCCGAGCAGAUCUUUGAAGCGCAGAAGUCGCCGCUGAAGCUGCGACAUGUGGACCUGACCCUGGAAGUUCUCAAGGAGGGAAGCACUGGAGGUCAAAGUGAAUGCAUUUGAGCCCAGUGGAAACAUGACGGCCUCUUUAAAAGAUACGUGUUCGCUGGGUGCAGAUCCAUCCAAAUUUCAUGGCUGGAUUCGCAUACUGCCUUGAAGAAACACCUGGGCAUGGCUCAAAACGUAGCACC